AUGUUUACAUUUGAUGAAAAACAUUUGGCUGCUGCAGUCUUGCAUCCUCUAUACAGAAGAUUAACGUUUGCUUCAACAUAUUCGAAGACCAUUGCACAUUCUUAUAUACAUCAACAAGUAGACGAAAUUCUUGGCUUGAAUAGUCAAGAACAAAUGACAUUAUCUGAACCAUCAAAAAAAAAACAUAAAUCCAUGGAGGACCAGUUUGCUGAUCCAGAUGAUGUUGGUGGUAUUGAUAUGGUUUCAACAACAACAGUUAAAAAUGAUGAAUUAGAUAAAUAUUUAAGAAUGAAUAUUGAAGAUAUUUAUAAACAAUCAAACCCAUUACCAUUUUGGAAACAUCACCAGCACAAGUUUCCGUAUUUAUCAUUGCUCGCUCGACGUCUUUUUUCUAUACCAGUUACUUCAGCUGCAGUCGAGCGCUCUUUUUCUGCUGCAGGUUUAGCUGUUACUGAACGUCGUUCUUCUCUUGAUCCUGAUACUGUGAACGACAUUCUUUUUGUCAGAUCCAUUCAAAAUCUGCUUGAACAAAAUCCAGAUUUUUUUUCUUAA
Rotaria sp. Silwood2 is the source of this 552-nucleotide messenger RNA. Lineage: Eukaryota; Metazoa; Rotifera; Eurotatoria; Philodinida; Philodinidae. The record is from the annotation of a GenBank genome assembly.